Messenger RNA from Pelodiscus sinensis (Chinese soft-shelled turtle), 1750 nucleotides. Lineage: Eukaryota; Metazoa; Chordata; Testudines; Trionychidae. The record is from RefSeq and is a predicted model, not a curated record.
AUGGGGCUGACGAGCCCUGUGAGCCUUCCCUUUGUGACUCUUUUUUCCUGUCCCCUAGGUGCCCCUGGGGGGGCGGAGGAUCAGCUGGAGCUGGGAGAGAAGGGUGCACCAGGGAGCCCUGGCUACCCUGGGAAAGUUGGCCCCAAAGGCCCCAAAGGCUCCCAGGGCCCUUCAGGCCCCACGGGUCUUCCUGGGCCCAAGGGUGAAUCUGGGGACUUCAAGGCCACUGCCAAAUCGGCCUUCUCAGCUGCCCGGACCAUCAGCAUGCUGCCGCGGCGGGAGCAGCCCGUCCGCUUCGACCGCGUCAUCGCCAACGAGAACGGGCACUACGAGAACCGGUACGGCCGCUUCACCUGCCAGGUCCCGGGGCUCUACUACUUCACCUACCACGUCACCUCCCGGGGCAGCUUGUGCCUCCACAUCAAGAGGGGCAAGGACACCAAGGGGGAGAAGGUGGUGACCUUCUGCGACUACGUGCACAACGUCUACCAAGUCACCACCGGGGGCGUGGUGCUGCAGGUCCAGCAGGGGGAGUCUGUGUGGCUGGAGCCCACCGAGAAGAACUCCCUGGUGGGCAUCGAGGGGGCUGACAGCAUCUUCUCUGGGUUCCUGCUCUUCCCUGACCCCUAGCAGCCUGGGGCGGGCUCCCUGCUCCGCGCUCCCAAAUGCGGCGGUGGGCACACACCUCUCCCCUUGCGAAGCAAAGCGCCUUCCCCGCGGCAGGGCCAGUGGGCACGAGCCCUUGGCACGCCUCUGCACAAGCUGCCUUCUCCCCACGCUGCCAACCGCCCACUCCAGUGCAGCGCCAGCUUCCGCCCUGCCCUGCGCAGCCCCUGGAACAAGGGAGGCCCGGUGCCGGGAGGCCUGUUCCGUGUCCCUCAGUCCUGGCCUGGGCUCGUGCCUGACACACACUGCCCGCUCCCGCUCGCAUGCCAAGAGCCCCUUGUCCCCAGAGGCCCCUGGGCACAACAGCCCCUGCCCCCCAGGGCUGGACCCCCUGUCUUAGCCGGUACACCCCCCCCAUGUCAGAGCAGCCCCCGCUUUGACCUUCAAAUGGAGAAAUGGCCCCUGGGUGGGCCCAUCCUCUUGGGUCUGGGUGACUGCACUAGGACGUAGCUUCACCCCUGGAGGUGCAAGAGCAGCUGCCUCUCCGUGGGCCAGCCUGGAGCUUUCACAGAGCUUCUCUUGCCAGCAAGGUGGGACUUGAGCCUUCUGAGAGGAGCCCACAGCCCGGCUCAGAGCAGUGACUGGCCGGGGAAUCCCAGGCAAGUGUAUAGCAGCGGGGCUCGUCCCGCAUUAACUCCGCGGCGAAUAGCGGGGGCCCUGACAGAAAACCCUUGGGGGUCAGUAGCAGGGGUCAGUAGCAGUGCCCUCUGUGCGCUCUGGCCCCCGGCCGGCUUCCUGCAGCAUUCGUGCUGUGGGGCUCGUGGGCUCAGGCCGAAGGUCCCGUCCCCAGCCCCCACCCCGGGAGAUGAUCCAUCUGGAACAAUCCAAGAUCUGCGCUCUCCAUUCCAGCCCACUCAGAGUUGCUGAACUAGCCAGAGCCUGACACCCUGCGGCUGCCCUGCUGCAGCCUGUGGCCGGGAGGAGGCGUCCAGGAAGGACACCUACAUCCUAGCCAGCCCCCUCUAGAUACUCACUUCUCCGCGCCAGCAGCUGCUUGCUCUGCCUUGGGGCUGGUGCCCACGUGAUCUCAGAUUGCACCUGGGACCUGCAGAGCAGAGAGCCAAUAAACACGACGUCUAUCGAC